AACCCUAAACCAGAACCCUCCGAGAGGGUAAGUCUGAGGAUGGAGUUUGAGAAGAGGAAAGCGGCGACACUGGCGUCGAUGGGCUCAACGGAGCCCGACAAGUCGCCGAAAGGCACAAUAGACCGCCACAUAGUGCCGCUCCUCAACGCCAUCAACCGCCACCCUUCAUACUUCACCACCAGCUCCUGCUCCGGCCGCAUCUCCAUCCUUUCUCAACCCUCGCCCGCAGCCACCAACGCCCACAAAAAGGCCAGAGGCGGCUCCUGGCUCUUCAUCACCCACGAAUUGGCCGAUCCCAACUCGGUCCUUGCCCUCCUAUUCCCCACAACUGGCUGCUCAUCUCAGCACGAUGAUCUGGUCUUCAGAUUCGAGCCGUUCAUCGUCGCCGUGGAAUGCAAGGACGUGGCAGCGGCGCAGCUGCUUGUCUCCACUGCGGUUUCAUGUGGGUUUAGGGAGUCGGGAAUUACGAGUGUGAGCAAGCGGGUGAUGGUGGCGGUUCGGUGUUCGAUACGGCUGGAGGUGCCGUUGGGCGGUGGGGGUAGGGUCUUGGUGUCGCCUGAGUAUGUCCGGUACCUCGUCGGGAUUGCGAACGAGAAGAUGGAGACGAAUCGGCGGAGAACUGAGGGGUUCCUUCAGGCAUUGCAGAGCAAAGGUUUCGUGGAAUCUUUUAAUGGAGGGGCUGGUCUGGGUGGAGCAAUGGGUGGUGAUGAGCAUGGUUGCAGUGAUGGGGAUGCUAACUCCGAAAGAAUAAAUGCAGAGAAGGAGUCGGGGUCAGUAGGCGUUCUUGGUUGUUCUUUAUCUAUUGUCCAGAUGGAGAUUAUCGAUGAACCUGUUGAGAAGCUUUUCCUUUGGGGUCACUCAGCUUGUACAUUGGAUACCACAAGCCAGAAAAAGGUCAUAGUAUUUGGAGGUUUUGGAGGCAUGGGAAGACAUGCACGAAGAAAUGAUGCUUUUGUGCUUGACCCAUUACAUGGCACGUUAAAGGCAGUUAAUGCCAAGGGGACUCCAUCUCCACGCUUGGGUCACACAUCUUCAAUGUUAGGGGACUUAAUGUUUAUUAUUGGAGGCAGGGCUGAUCCUGAGAACAUUCUUGACAAUGUAUGGGUCCUUGAUACAGCUAAAAAUGAAUGGAAACAGUUAGAAUGUACUGGCUGUGUUUUUCCUCCCAGGCAUCGGCAUGCAGCAGCAGUUCUAGGUUCAAAGAUAUAUGUAUUUGGUGGACUUAACAAUGAUGCAAUCUCUUCAUCCUUGCAUGUCCUUGACACGGACAAUUUGCAGUGGAAUGAGAUACGUGUCCAUGGGGAAUGGCCUUGUGCUCGCCAUUCUCACUCAUUGGUUGCCUAUGGGUCUAAAUUAUUUAUGUUUGGAGGGUGCAAUGAUGGCAAAGCUCUUGGGGAUCUGUACAGUUUUGAUGUUCAAACAUGUCUAUGGAAAAAGGAAGUGGCAUCAGGAAGAACUCCAUAUGCAAGGUUCUCCCACUCAAUGUUUAUCUACAAAAAUUAUCUCGGCAUUAUUGGGGGUUGUCCUGUCAGACAACAUUGUCAAGAGCUGGCAUUACUUGAUCUGCAGCGCCACGUGUGGAGGAAUGUGAUACUUGACUCUGUUUUCAAGGUUUUGUUUGUUCGGAGUACAGCCAGUGUUGUUGGUGAUGAUCUAAUUAUGAUUGGUGGCGGAGCAUCUUGUUAUGCAUUUGGAACAAAAUUUAGCGGGCCAAUGAAAAUUAACUUGCUUCAGUUGGUUUCUCUACAUGAUACUCUUGUGCCUUCUGAAAUGGAAGAAAAACAUGCUAUUCACCAAUAUGAAGGGGUGAAGGAAAAAAAGAAUGGUGAUCUUCAUGGUGCACAAAAUGGAAUUGCACAAACCUUAACUGAAAGUCCUGACAUGGAUUUUGAACCUGGAAUAUCUAUAGCUGAUGUUGAAAAGCAGAUGGUUGCUGUAUAUUGGGUUCUACAACUUGAAAGAAAGUAUGCAAAGCUAGGAAAGGACAUAUUGAAGAAGUUUGGCUGGUUAGAUCUUGGGAGGAAAGUUCAUUCUCGGGAAGAUAGAAGGCAUAUUUGUUUCCCUGUAACUGAAAAAUUCUGUACCAUUUUCAAUGAAAUGGACCAUGACUCAGGAGAGGCAUUUGAAGUGCCAAAUGAGCUACACUUAUAUAAACCAUCUACAGGGGAAGGGGUUUUAUUGAAUGAUAUCUCUUUUGUAACAGCCUUGCGUCUUCUUAAGGAAUGUGGUGCUACUAAGCUUGCAGAUGAGGUUGUUGAAGUAAGAAGAACUCCCAGCUCUCCCUUGAAAAUAAUGAGUGAAGCUGUAGCUUCUUUGAUAAAGCACAGAGGCCUAUCUUCACAACUUUUAGAGCAGCUGCCCACAAGAUGGGAACGUCUUGGGGAUAUUGUUGUGCUUCCAGUGACAUCAUUCAAGGAUCCAAUAUGGGACUCAAUUGGGGAUGAACUUUGGCCUAUCAUUGCUAAAUCACUCAAUACUUGUCGCCUUGCUCGCCAGGGUCGAGUUGCACCAUCUGGGACAAGGGACAGUACUUUGGAGAUUCUUGUGGGAGAUAAUGGUUGGGUUGAUCAUUGUGAAAAUGGAAUUCUCUAUUCUUUUGAUGCUACCAAGUGCAUGUUCUCCUGGGGCAAUCUUUCUGAGAAGCUUCGAAUGGGACGUCUGAAUUGUAGAGAUGAGGUUAUUGUGGACUUGUUUGCUGGAAUUGGGUACUUUGUGUUGCCUUUCCUCGUCAGUGCCAAGGCAAAACUGGUCUAUGCUUGUGAGUGGAAUCCCCAUGCUGUUGAGGCGCUACAACAUAAUCUUCUUGCCAAUUCUGUGGCUGAUCGAUGUAUUAUUCUUGAAGGAGAUAACCGACUUACAGCACCUAAAGGGGUUGCUGAUCGAGUUUGUCUUGGUCUUCUUCCAUCAAGUGAGGGUAGCUGGGCCACUGCUGUAAGGGCAUUAAGGACUGAAGGUGGGAUGUUACAUGUGCAUGGAAAUGUGAAAGACUCAGAGGAGGGUUCUUGGAGUGAACACGUUUCAAAAUCAAUAUGCGACCUUGCCAGAUCUGAAGGUUAUGAUUGGGAAGUUUCGGUGGAACAUGUGGAAAGAGUCAAGUGGUAUGCUCCCCAUAUCCGCCAUCUUGUUGCAGACGUGAGAUGCAGACAGAUCCAGAGAUAGUCAGAAGUACAUUCAGUUGAAGGGAACAAACCCAGCUGGUCCAUGAGAAAUGCAAGGUUGUGGGACUAUCUUGAUCAAUGGCAAAUUGGAAUGUUUCCCACAGAUCCUCGGGCCCAUAUUGAAAUUGCCCAGUCCCUAAACACAGUGAGGAGAGAGGAAAACUGAGAACUAUGAGUGACUAUUAUGUCAAAUGAGAAUGUUAAAACCAUUUUGCUAAAGAGGUUUUGUAUUGAAUGCUUGGGACUUCCUUUCCCAAAACCGUUUCUCCUGUGUGUAUUGCUUCCACUGGACUGAAAUCAUACCCAUGGAGCAUGCCUCAUUAUGAGACUUAUCUCUUUACUGCAAACUUCAAAUACAAGAAACCCCAACUUUUUGGAUGAAA
Molecule: messenger RNA, 3541 nt
Organism: Vitis riparia (riverbank grape)
Lineage: Eukaryota; Viridiplantae; Streptophyta; Magnoliopsida; Vitales; Vitaceae
Product: tRNA wybutosine-synthesizing protein 2/3/4
Exons: 9
Coding region: 40-3159 (1039 amino acids)
Biological process (GO): tRNA methylation
Cellular component (GO): cytoplasm
Molecular function (GO): protein binding; tRNA methyltransferase activity
Source: RefSeq, a predicted model, not a curated record